GUUCCUUCUGUGGCUGUUGGCCUGGCUCACCGUUCCUACGCGAGGACUCUGGGGAAAUGUUAACGGACAGGGCACUGUGCAGGCACUGAGGAUGUCGGGCCUCUGGUGUGGAAUAUCAAACAGAUGAUUAAAUUAACACAAGAACAUAUAGAGGCGCUGCUAGACAAAUUUGGAGGAGAGCAUAACCCACCGUCAAUAUAUUUAGAGGCCUAUGAAGAGUACACCAGCAAACUAGAUGCUCUACAGCAGAGAGAACAGCAGUUACUGGAAUCCAUGGGAAAUGGCACGGAUUUCUCCGUUUCCAGUUCAGCUUCAACAGACACAGUUGCAUCAUCUUCCUCCUCUAGCCUCUCUGUAGCACCUUCAUCCCUUUCAGUUUAUCAAAACCCUGCUGAUAUGUCACGGAAUAACCCUAAGUCUCCACAGAAGCCUAUUGUUAGAGUCUUCCUGCCCAAUAAGCAAAGGACUGUGGUUCCAGCAAGAUGUGGAGUGACAGUCCGAGAUAGCCUAAAGAAAGCUCUGAUGAUGAGAGGUCUUAUUCCAGAAUGCUGUGCUGUUUACAGAAUACAAGAUGGAGAGAAGAAGCCAAUUGGCUGGGACACGGACAUUUCCUGGCUCACGGGAGAAGAGUUGCAUGUGGAAGUCUUGGAGAAUGUGCCACUCACGACACACAAUUUUGUACGAAAAACAUUCUUCACGUUAGCAUUCUGCGACUUUUGUCGAAAGCUGCUUUUCCAGGGAUUCCGGUGCCAGACAUGUGGCUACAAAUUUCACCAGCGCUGUAGUACAGAAGUGCCACUGAUGUGUGUUAAUUAUGACCAACUUGAUUUGCUGUUUGUCUCCAAGUUCUUUGAACAUCACCCCAUACCACAGGAGGAGGCCUCCUUAGGAGAGACCACCCCAGCAUCUGGAUCGUACCCCUCAGUGCCCCCCUCAGAUUCUGUUGGACCACCAAUUCUCCCUAGUCCUUCUCCUUCAAAAUCCAUUCCAAUCCCACAGCCCCUCCGACCAGCAGAUGAAGACCAUCGGAAUCAAUUUGGGCAACGCGACCGAUCCUCUUCAGCUCCCAAUGUUCACAUCAAUACAAUUGAGCCAGUCAAUAUUGAUGACUUGAUUAGAGACCAAGGUUUACGAGGAGAGGGAGCCCCUUUGAACCAGCUGAUGCGCUGUCUUCGGAAAUACCAAUCCCGGACUCCCAGUCCCCUCCUUCAUUCUGUCCCCAGUGAAAUAGUGUUUGAUUUUGAGCCUGGCCCAGUGUUCAGAGGUUCAACUGCAGGUUUGUCUGCAACACCUCCUGCCUCUUUGCCUGGGUCACUCACCAAUGUGAAAGCAUUACAGAAAUCACCAGGACCCCAACGGGAAAGGAAAUCAUCCUCAUCCUCAGAAGACAGAAGUAGAAUGAAAACCCUUGGUCGACGGGAUUCAAGUGAUGAUUGGGAGAUACCAGAUGGACAGAUCACAGUUGGACAGAGGAUAGGAUCUGGAUCAUUUGGAACAGUCUACAAAGGAAAGUGGCAUGGUGAUGUGGCAGUGAAAAUGUUGAAUGUUACGGCACCCACACCUCAACAGUUACAGGCUUUCAAAAAUGAAGUAGGAGUGCUCAGGAAAACACGACAUGUGAAUAUCCUGCUUUUCAUGGGUUAUUCAACAAAACCCCAGUUGGCAAUUGUUACACAAUGGUGUGAGGGGUCCAGUUUAUAUCACCAUCUACACAUCAUUGAGACCAAAUUUGAAAUGAUAAAACUAAUUGAUAUUGCACGACAGACUGCACAAGGCAUGGAUUAUUUGCAUGCCAAGUCAAUCAUCCACAGAGACCUCAAGAGUAAUAAUAUUUUUCUUCAUGAAGACCUCACAGUAAAAAUAGGUGAUUUUGGUCUAGCUACAGUGAAAUCACGAUGGAGCGGAUCCCAUCAGUUUGAACAGUUGUCUGGAUCUAUUCUAUGGAUGGCACCAGAAGUUAUUAGGAUGCAAGAUAAAAACCCAUAUAGCUUUCAGUCGGAUGUGUAUGCAUUUGGGAUUGUACUUUAUGAAUUGAUGACUGGACAGUUACCAUACUCAAACAUCAACAACAGGGACCAGAUAAUUUUUAUGGUGGGACGAGGAUACCUAUCACCAGACCUCAGCAAAGUACGGAGCAACUGCCCGAAAGCUAUGAAGAGACUAAUGGCAGAAUGUUUAAAAAAGAAAAGAGAUGAGAGACCCCUUUUUCCACAGAUUCUUGCCUCCAUUGAGCUUCUGGCCCGGUCAUUGCCAAAAAUUCACCGCAGUGCAUCUGAGCCCUCAUUAAACCGGGCUGGCUUCCAGACAGAGGAUUUUAGUCUAUAUGCUUGUGCUUCUCCGAAAACGCCCAUCCAAGCAGGGGGAUACGGAGAAUUUGCAGCGUUCAAGUAGCCACAGCGCCAUGGCAGCACCCACUCUGUUAUUUAAGUCUUGUGUUCCUACAGUUUCUUAACAUCAGAACUCUAUUCUGCUCCGCAAAACCUAAAGUAAUUUAGAAAAGAUAUCCAUAAGCUUAAAAGUGGAGCAGAAUGGAACUGCCAGUCCAACACAAUGGGAAAAAAUAUCUUUUUUGGGAACCAGAAUCCUCUGCUGCCAGUGUUUCUCCUUCAACACAAACCACCACGUGCAUUUGGAGACCCGCAGUGGCUGCCUGUGCCGUUGGCAUCAUUCCCCGGAGAGAGGAGAGUGCACUCGUGGUUUGACUGUGGUGCUCGGGCAUGAGGGGAUGGAACUGCUGCUGCAACUUAGGAGACUUGCUUUGGAUGGUCUGCCAGUCGGCUUUCUCCCUCUAACAACAUCCCAUCAGAGGCUGAAAAUCUGAUGAGUGCUAAUUUAAGAGAAUCAUCUUCUGUUCUGAUCUUUUUUCCCUGGUGUACUCACUGAUUUAUGGACAAUGCAGUAUCCCCUUUUCACUGUAUUACUAAUUCGAACACCUAAAUAUGUCUAUAUAAUUGGGGUUUAUUCCAGUAAAAUUGAAAGUGUGGGGUGAUGGGAGCUAUAGAAGAUGUUACUCUAAAGGCAAAGAGGUUAAUCUGAAGGAAAAGGGGAUGUUGCUGUACCUUUUUUCAGAUUUACAUUAUCACUUCUUCAAAAAACAAACAACCACCACCAACCUUAACCUUUUUCCUUUUCCAGUAUUUUCUUGGUGUGUGCAUAUACAACAUCUUUUAGAAGGAUUAGGUAGAUCCGUCUUUUGUUGGUCCAGCAACAAACUGAAGUUUAAAAAAAAAAAAAAUGUAGCGAGAUUGUCGAGAUUGUCCUCUCUCUUUUUUUUUUUUUUUUUUUGGUAUCAUAUGAUACAAUGUAUUUAUCAAAGAUGCUACCACAGCAUCUGAAGUCUGUAGAGUUCCUGAUACAGACUGUGAAUGGUGUAUGUACCUACUUUAAAAGUUUUAUUUUAAACGAGGGUGCAGGUUAAUGCCAGGUACCUUACCAAUAUGUAAUGUUUUCAUAAAUGAGGAAAAAAGUUCUCAGGUUGAAUUGAAUACAAAUACAAAACCCCCUAGAAUUAGACAUUCCGAAAAUUAUGUUUUGGUACUUUCAAGAGCUUUUUUUAAAGGAUUUUUAUCCUGUUAAACGUCCUCUGAUAAGUGUGUGUGUAAAUGUGGAGCAUCUUGUCCUAAUGGCAAGUUGUUAGAUCAAAACAAAGCGGUACUUGCUGGAUCCACACUGACUACUUCUCCUCUCAUUGCUUUCUUCCCUGUCAUCUCUUCCCUUCCGUUUCAUCUUUCCCUUUUGUACACUUUGCAAACUAGGAUGAAGGUGGCGGUAUCUCCAUUGGUGUCCUUUGUUUUCCUGUCCUCCAAUCCUGGUUUUCAAAUGGUUGGUAGCUUUUUGGCAAGUUACCCAGUCAGGGAAAAAACUCAUAAAGUUCUUCACAUCAUUUACCUCUAGUAAAAUAUCUUGUGAUGUGAUCUGUUUGCAAAGUUCUCUGGUAUGUGGUAUUACAUGUAAAUUAUUUGUACAGAGGCAAGUCAGACAACAUUAGAAAGAAAUUCAAGCUCAGACAAGUUUUCAGAAUUUGAUCCGUAUCUGCCCUGUACCACUCCAGGUGAGGCAGGAGAACCAACCUGCCUCUAGCAGGAAGGUUCUUGCUGGUGGGAGGAGGGGAGUGUUAAACAAAAUUGUGACAAAUAAAUGAAGGAGUUAAAUGCGUGUGAAUGUGGUGUCCAUGCUAAACAUUGGGGUGUAUCGGGUGAGGACACUGUCCUUCCCUCCCUAGUAGAGUUGGACUGUUUCUGUCUGCAGAAGGGUGCUCCCAGGCGAAGGGAGAAAUGCACAUCGGUAAUGGAACGUGCUCUUAAAACCCUGGAGUUCUGCGGUGUUGCUGGUAGUCUGUUAUGUUUGUCAGUAAAUAUUUACUGGGGUUAUAGGGACCAGACUAAUUUGAAGUGGGAAUUAUAAUUGAAAUACUGUGUAUUCAUAUUAAUUCCACAAACAUUAGCAAGACAGCAAUAGUGAAUGACUUAAUAGUCACUACAAGAAUGAAGUGAUUCAUGUUGGCACAUGAAUAAAAUUGAUUUUGUGUACAGGAUGCAUUUUUUUUUAAAAAAAAAAAAAAAAAGCACAAAUUUUUUCUUGUCUGCUGUGGGUCUUCAGAUGCUGUAAGGUUUUUUUCCUUAUUGAGAUUGGCAGGAAUUUAAAUAGUAGCAAUAGCCACUUUCCAGUGUGGAGAAGCUAAUGAGCAAGCGGUGGUGUGCAGAUAGAUGAAAUCAGAGUGCUUGUGCUCCCUGGUGAUCAUCUGAGGCCACUGGGGUCAGCAGGCAGGUGAGAACACCUACAGAUACAGACUCCCAGGGGGUGAAGUAGUCACUGCUCAUUCUCCUUCCACCCCAUAAAUUGCUUCAACCCCUCUAUGGGCUGUGGCCUAAUUUGUACAUGGCAGUCAUACUGGAAAUUAAUGUUCUCUCAAAAGAAACUGUUAUCGGAGCAAGUGUGUACAGGUGGUUCAACAGUCAUUUGUUUCACAGAGCUUGUUAAAAGCCCUAGUUUCCUUCCCCAAGGUCAUGCUGGCAGAAUACAUCUGCUAAAACAUAACUGUUGGGAAUUUCAUUCUACCUUUGCUUAAAAUGAACUUAUUUUCGUGAAGAUUGAUUACCCAUUAGUCUACAAUAUGCUUCUUGAGCCCGUAGGAAAAGCACAAGGAAAAUUGCCAUCCUUGUCCAUGCAAAGCACUUUAUAAGUAACACAUGAUCUCUGGGUUUUUUUUAUUGGGGUUGGUUUGUUUGUAGUUUUGUUUUUCUGGUUUGGGUUGUUUUGUUUUUUUUCCCUGAGGAAUGUGCAAGUUGUUUGGCUGCUGUUUAGAGAAGUCCUUUCAGGAUGCAUUUCUACUGGUUUUUACAUUUAUUUCACUCCAGAUAGAUGUAGUACUGUGUUUGUAAGAGGUCCCACGUAAUACUCAUGCAAAACUGUGGAAGAAAUUUGGUUUGUAAAUAGCUGAGAUUAUCAUCUUUUCUAUCUUUUUCUUCAGAGAUUUUUUUGGAUGUCUUUCAUGCCAUCAGAACCAGUCUUAAAGGUGCCCUGUAGAUGUUUAGUUAAUGAGGAGAACUGAAUGCCCUGUAUAGCAGCCGGAUGAAGGAAGUAAACUGAAAUGACCCACACAUUCAUGUCCCUUACACCAACUUUUCUGUAGUGUCCCAACCACAAACACAUGUCAUAGUAUGGAAACGCUAGUAUAUAUUUUGUGUACAUGUGUUGGGGCAAACAUCUAGACAGUCACACUGCUUUUAGCUCUACAGUAUCUAAUACCUAAAUUAUUUGCAAAACUACCAGUAUCCAAUCCCAGCUAUUUGUAUUUGUAUGCAUACACCUUACCCUCUGCCUUUCCUUUUCCAUACUGUUAGAAGAGGCCUUUUAUCUGUUGCAUCUUACUUGUCAGUACGUGAUUGUUUCCUGCAGCAUAUUUGCUGGAACUGGAACAUUGUAGUGGAGCUUAAACCAAAUGGUAUGGCUAGAGGCCUAGUUGUUUUGGAAGUAAUUUUUGAGUGAAUUGAGUCCUAUAUGGCCCCAGAUACAAUUAGUUCAGUCAUUUAUAAUUUUUUUUUGCUAAACUCAUGUAGGUCAUUAAAUGAAUCUACUUCUGGUUUUUAUGCUUACCUAAAUCAUCUUUACUUGCACUUGAAUGCUCUGGCAGCUGAUGAUGCAGCAGAAUGUUUGCGGCCAAAUACUGCCACCUUAUCAUGGCCUCUCAGCAUCAUUUGGAUUAGUAUGUGCUCAUCAGAGGCAGAAUUUGGCCUUCAUAUAAAAUGAGUGAAAUGCUGACUGUUGAUAAAUACCACAUCUUUCCACAAACACCCAAACUGGGGGGAAAAAUACACUGAAGAGCAACCAUAAAUAGGUUUGCUUCUGUGUUUGCCUGGUGAUGUAAAUGCAUCCAGCAUUUUACAGAACAUUUGGGGGAAGCCAGAUCCCCAGAAACCUCACAAACUAUUACAAGCUGAAGUUUUGAUAGCUGGAGGGGCUAAAUUUAGGGAAGAAGCAUGUAGACAUUUCACACUUUUGCAGCCUAUAGAUUUCAUUCCCUUCUUGACUGUGAGUGCAGCAUGUGUAGCACAAACUAUUCAUAGUACUGUAGACAACAUGUCUUCUGUCUGUUAAAAAAAGCAUCACCAGUAGCACAAUGCAACAGGCAAAGCUUCUAGGUACAGUCAAGUUCAGUAAAAGCAGUUGCAUGAGUGGACUGUUACAGCAUCACUUGAAGGUGUUCUGGUUUUCUGUUAUGGAUUUUAUGUAGAAGUUUAUGAAAUGAACUUUGUUUACUGCAGCCUUGUUAAUAUGCAUUUGCACUUCGUAUUUGUUUUGGCAUGCAUUUUAAAUAUUUCUUCAUUGCUUCGUAACUUCUUACCUAGUAAAUAAAAUUAUCAGAAGAGCGGAGCAGAACCAAAUUUUUAAAACUUUAUCUUUGUAUUUAAGUUUCCAGGAUGCUAACACAGAAACUACUAAAUCAGCACCAUGACAGCAGUAAAUAACUACGAAACUGUGGAAGGAGGAAACUUUAAAAACAGCAGAACAUAGAGUACACCAAGAGUGAAUUCAGAUGAAAAUUAGCACAUCUCUUUAGAAAAGACAGCUACCACGACCCUCUGUUAAAUGGCUUACAUAGAGAUCCCCCAUACAGUCUUUGCAGUUUGCCAAAUGAUCAUGUGCCUUUGCAACCUUAAAAAGUACAACAGAAUGUAAACCAGGUGCUUUGUAACUAGAGCAGUGGCUUUGGUUUACUUCUAAUGCAGUAGUUUUGUAUAUAGCUAUUACUAUAGAUAGGUAGUUUGGAGUUGGUAAACUUCUGUAGAGGAGCAAGGAGGGCAGAGCGCAUUCCCCAGAAUACUCAUUUCAGAGCUAGGAAUUGAAGGAUACCUAAUUCAGUUACAGUAAAACUGCUGCUUGAAAUUUGCUCUAUUGAAAGUUAAAUGAGGUUCAUUUAAUUUAAAGAUAAAUAAGCCCUCCUCCACCUCCAAAGACACAAAGAUCUCAUUAAAGAAAGGUAAUAGAAAGAGGCCAAAAGUUACACUAUCAUAGCAUCUUGGAAUGAGAUGGUAGAUGCAGAAUGAGCACUAGAUAAGGAGAAAUUGAUGGCUAGACUCAUGUAAUCAAAGUCCACAUGUAUCAAACCAUACAAUUAAUUCCUUGGUCCAGAAAGUGCAAUUAAUUUUGUUUUCUGGAAUAUCAGCAGGUUUCCUUGGUUCAUCCUCAAGCCUCUUGCAGUUACUCUUCAGUGAUCACAUAUUGUUAUUGCACGUUAACAGUGGGAGAUGGUAGGUGUCUUGUCAGCUGAGGACAACCAGUAUGUUUGAAUUUGAUUUGUUCAGAUUUCAAACUGGUUACGUAGACUUCUGGCAGUACCUACAUACCAGUGUCAUAUUUCACCUACUUGUCCAUAAAGGACAAAAUAAUAGGUUUUGGUAUUAGUGCUUUUUCAGAUCUUUUCUUUUUUGGGGCAAGACUUUGGGCAUAAUUGUAAAUUAUAAAGUUAUGUUUAAAUGGACAGUUCAUAUGAAAUAUGAGACCAAUUUUAAUUUGGUUUUGUUCCUUCUAGAAAGCAAAGUGUAAAACCAUUUUAUUAAUGUUCCAGGAAGUAUCUGGAAUCCUUCUACCUACCCCAAAUUCUACACUAAAAGUACAUGUGAGAAGAUGGUAUUUUUGUCCUUUUUUCUUUUUUUUUCUAACAAAAUCACAAAUAAACUGUUUCCCUAAGAGAAGGGAGCUGAUGGGUGUAGAAACUUCUAAACUACCUAGGCACUUGCUUUAUAACAUCACAGCAGCAUGUUCAGCUCAUCCAGCCUCCUUAAGAGCCAACAGUGGCCUGUCUGGUCAUUUUGUCUAGUUUGUCACGUUUGCAGCAGCUGUACUUUAGAAUAAGCCUUGUGUGGCAUUGCUUUUGAGCAAGUAAACCAUGAAAAAUAACUUUGUUUUCUUUUUUUGUUUGGGUUUGGAAAAUGGUUGGGUUUUGUUUUGAUAAAUGUCAUUGUGUUGCAUUUGUGUAUUCACCCUAGUUGAAAUCUGUCUGUGUGUUUGGGAGUUCAGUGGAACGUUAGGACAAGAAAUGAAGCCUGCCAUCUGGGCAUGGAUGGUGGAUCUAGGGGGCAAAACGGACCAAACUUGGGUGUUGGGUUAUUUUGGGAUGGUGGGGGUUUCUGAGGGCAUGAUUUAAAUUAACUCUGUCUAAAAUAAAAUGUAAGUGCAAUAAAUGUGCUUUUUUUAUUCAAAGCUGUGAACCUUUAGGAAAAAAAAA
Athene cunicularia (burrowing owl) is the source of this 8728-nucleotide messenger RNA. It is a transcript of the gene BRAF, whose product is annotated as B-Raf proto-oncogene, serine/threonine kinase. NCBI's taxonomy places the organism in Eukaryota, Metazoa, Chordata, Aves, Strigiformes, Strigidae. Gene Ontology annotation, biological process: signal transduction; protein phosphorylation. The record is from RefSeq and is a predicted model, not a curated record. Bases 124 to 2391 code for a protein of 755 amino acids. Gene Ontology annotation, molecular function: ATP binding; protein kinase activity. Gene Ontology annotation, cellular component: cytosol; plasma membrane; mitochondrion. The transcript is spliced from 20 exons.